AUGGCACCAAUCCAGUUUCAAGUGGGUGAAAAAUAUUUCACCGCAAACACAAAGACCCUUACAGAGGGGAGCGCAUGGUUUAAGAGCCUUUUCUCAGGAUCAGACAAAUUAGUCCUCAAAGAGGAUGGUACAAUAUUUAUAGACCGUGACGGUGAUCUCUUUGCGAUUGUCCUACGAUACCUUCGCAGUCAGAAAGUACCUGUCUUCUACAACAAAAUCUAUGGCCACAAUCACCUCUUAUAUGACCAGCUGUUGACCGAAGCGCGCUUCUACCAAAUCUCUUAUCUCGUAUACUACCUUGAGAACCGCUUCUACGCGGGAUACGUGGCGUCCGUGAAGGUCGAGAUUUUGGGACUUGACCACGGCGUCGAUGUCCCCUUGCCAGAUCGUGACGAUGAUACUGAUGUGCAAUACUAUCCACAGUGGUGUAGAAAAGAAGUCUACGUCUGCCCACGUCGUGUAGCAGUACAUAGAGGCAACCCGGGUGGCUGCGGACGAGAGUGCAGGGCUGCGCAAGGGGACAGGCCGUUGGAAUACGAAGACGAGUGGGUGCUGAAGACAACAGAAAUACGAACACAGACCAUUCUCAAACACAACAUGGACAGUGUGAAACCCUAA
This is a messenger RNA of Bacidia gigantensis, 618 nucleotides long. RefSeq lists its product as uncharacterized. Gene Ontology annotation, biological process: protein homooligomerization. The record is from RefSeq and is a predicted model, not a curated record. Gene Ontology annotation, molecular function: protein binding. The transcript has a single exon. Bases 1 to 618 code for a protein of 205 amino acids. Lineage: Eukaryota; Fungi; Ascomycota; Lecanoromycetes; Lecanorales; Ramalinaceae.